UCGGACGACGAAGACGAGGGAGACGACAACGACGAAGAGCUUUCGGAACUCGACGACGAUGAACUAGAUGCCGUUGACGCCGAUGAUGACGAGCUUGAGUCAGAAGACGACAGCGACGCACAUGUCCCGGACGUCAAGGAUGCCCAGGCUGCUGCUCAAGCCGCUCUCGAGAGCAACAACCGCAAGAGAAAGAGAAAGGACAAGGAGCCCGAACUAGAAGAUGUAUACAUGGACAAACUCGGUCGCGAAGAGGAGAAGGCUAUUGCCAAGGCAAAGGAAGACCGCAACUCUAAGCGCCAGAAGAAGGAGAAGAAGGCAGACAAGGACUCUGACGACAGCGACAGCGAUGAGGAGGACUCGGACCGUGCUGACGCCAUGGAAAUGUCACCACCUCCCGUGCACGAGACUCUGGAGCCUGACAACGACUCGGAUCUGGUAAAAGCACAACGUACCGUCUUCAUCGGCAACGUAUCCGCCGAAGCAAUCACAUCAAAGACAGCAAAGAAGACUCUGAUGCGCCAUCUGGAAUCAUUCUUCGAGGACAUUGCAGACGCUGAGAAGGGCCAGCCCGCACACAGCGUAGAGUCUCUUCGUUUCCGCUCAACCGCUUACGCCAGUGCCAUCCCCAAGAAGGCCGCCUUCGCAAAGAAGGAAAUCAUGGUCGAGACAACAAGGUCCACAAACGCAUACGCUGUCUACUCGUCGAACGCUCUGGCUCGCGAAGCCGCCAAACGCUUGAACGGAACAGUCGCCCUGGACCGCCAUAUCCGUGUCGACGAGGUUGCCCAUCCCGCAAAGACCGAGCCCAGGCGAUGCGUCUUCGUCGGUAACCUUGGUUUCGUUGACGACGAGAGCAACAUUGACAAGGCCAAUGCUGAGGAGGGCAAGGGUACACGCAAGGGCAACAAGACCCCCAGUGAUGUCGAGGAGGGUCUAUGGCGCACAUUCUCAACCUGCGGCAAGGUCGAGAGUGUCCGCGUGCCUCGCGACCCCCAGACCAGAGUGGGAAAGGGUUUCGCAUACGUGCAGUUCACCGCAAAAAAUGCCGUCGAAGCCGCUCUCCUUCUCAACGAGAAAAAGUUCCCUCCCAUGCUGCCUCGCAAGCUCCGCGUCACUCGCGCAAAGACCAUCAAGCGCAACGUCAAGCCCGGCAGCAACGCCGUCAAGGCCCCCGGUGCCGCCUCCAAGGGCAUUUACAACCCCAAAGCCGACCCCGUCAUGCAAUCCAACAUGGGUCGUGCAGGCAAACUGAUGGGUCGUGCAGCAGCAGCCCAAGGUUUCAAAACUCCUGAGAGCUUCAUCUUUGAGGGCCACAGAGCUAAGGCUGGUGCUGGUAAGAGUGGGCUCAAGUUGGGUGGGUCUGGAAAGAAGAAGGGCAAGCCGAGAACUAGAAGCAGUAACAGAGCUGCUGCUUGGAAGGCUGGCGGUGGUAAGAAGAGAGAGUAG
This is a messenger RNA of Aureobasidium namibiae CBS 147.97, 1446 nucleotides long. RefSeq lists its product as uncharacterized. The record is from RefSeq and is a predicted model, not a curated record. The transcript has 3 exons. Gene Ontology annotation, molecular function: RNA binding. The annotation marks the transcript as partial. Lineage: Eukaryota; Fungi; Ascomycota; Dothideomycetes; Dothideales; Saccotheciaceae.